AUGAAGGCAACAAUCUUGCUCGCCUCCCUUGCCAAAGCAGCCGUGCUUUGGGACGGUCGAUUCAACGACUUUUCAAGUAGCGCUGAUCUAAACAAAUGGUCAUGGGGAAACCAAGUCGGGCCCUACCAGUACUACAUUCACGGCUCGGGCACGGUGGACAAGUACAUCAACCUGGGGACCUCGUUCAAGAACCCCAACGACACGUCGUCCAAGCAAGGGGCCAAGUUCACACUCGACUCGACGGCGUACUGGAACGGGCAAAACAUGCGGCGCAUCGAGCUCAUCCCGCAGACGACGGCGGCCAUCAACAGCGGUAAAGUCUGGUACCACUUCUCCAUUAGCCGGUCCGACACCAAUGCCCCCAGCGUCAACCGCGAGCACCAGAUUUGCUUCUUUGAGAGCCACUUCACCGAGCUCAAGUACGGCUGGAUCAGCGGCGAGAGCGGCACCAGUGAUCCGUACUUGCAGUUCAUGAUUAGCCAGAACAGCAAGUGGAAGACGGAGUGGAAGGCUGGUGUCUGGCACAACGUUGCCUUUGAAAUUGACUUUUCCAAGAACACGGUCGGAUUCUGGCAUUCCGAGGGCGGCGCACCACUCACGCAGCUGGUGGCGCCGCAGUCGGCAUCAACGUCGUCCAACGGGGCAGACUGGCACCUGGGCGUCCUGGAGCUCCCUCGCUCGGGGUACAGUGAUGCCAAUGAGGACUUUUACUUUUCUGGCGUCUACAUUGAGAGCGGGUCUAUGACCACUUCGGUCAAUGGGCCGGCGGCUUAA
This is a messenger RNA of Pestalotiopsis fici W106-1, 774 nucleotides long. RefSeq lists its product as uncharacterized. The transcript has 3 exons. Lineage: Eukaryota; Fungi; Ascomycota; Sordariomycetes; Amphisphaeriales; Sporocadaceae. The record is from RefSeq and is a predicted model, not a curated record. The coding region runs from base 1 to 774 and encodes 257 amino acids.